UUUCUGUUUCUACCUACUUUGCUUCUUCAACUCCAUGUCUGCGAAUUCAUAGUCAUCAGUAUGGAGAACAGUACUACUACAACAAGGAAAAUAUGGAACUUUAAGGAGACUGAGAAGUUAGAGAGUGCACCGAAUCUCACCAUAAGAAUUGUCCUUGACAAGUUGAGGUCUUGCCUCGACACUGCUGAUACCCGACCGGUUAUCCCUCUCUGCCUUGCCGAUCCUUCUGCUUUCCCCUGUUUCCGGACUACACCAAUCGCCGAAGAUGCUAUUGUUGAUGCUGUUCGCUCUGCUAAGUUUAACUGCUAUUCUCCCACUGUCGGCAUCCUUCCUGCUAGAAGGGCGGUAGCAGAAUACCUUUCUCAAGAUCUCCCAUACAAGUUGUCCCCUGAUGAUAUUUACUUGACAAGUGGAUGUAUUCAAGCAAUUGAAGUACUUUUGAGUGCUCUUGCACGCCCAAACGCAAAUAUUCUACUUCCCACUCCUGGAUUCCUUUUUUAUGAAGCUAGGGCUGCAUUUACCCAUAUCGAAAUGCGCCACUUUAAUCUUCUCCCGGACAAGGAGUGGGAGGUGGACCUUAAUGCGGUUGAGUCUUUGGCCGAUGAAAAUACCGUGGCUAUAGUCAUUAUUAAUCCUGGGAAUCCUUGUGGCAAUGUCUACACAGACCAACACUUGAAGAAGGUGGCAGAGACGGCAAGAAAACUUGGAAUUUUAGUUAUUUCUGAUGAAGUUUAUGCUCAUCUCACUUUUGGAAGUAGACCAUUUGUGCCUAUGGGAGUCUUUGGAUCGAUUGCCCCUGUUAUUACUCUCGGAUCCAUAUCAAAGAUGUGGAUUGUCCCUGGUUGGAGACUUGGUUGGCUUGUUACAAAUGAUCCGAAUGGCAUACUAAAAGAGCAUGGGGUCAUAGAUUCCAUCACGGGAUAUCUCAAUAUAUCUUCUGACCCUGCGACUUUUAUUCAGGGGGCAAUUCCUCAGAUCCUUAAGAAUACAAAAGACGAUUUCUUCUCUAAAAUAGUAAAUAUGCUAAGAGAAGAUGCAGAUUUCUGUUAUGAAAGAAUCAAGGAUAUUCCUUGCAUCACUUGCCCAAGUAAACCUCAAGGAUCUAUGUUUGUGAUGGUUCAACUUCAUUUGAAUCUUCUAGAAGACAUCGAAGAUGACCUGGACUUUUGUGCAAAGCUGGCUAGGGAAGAAUCUAUGAUAAUUUUACCAGGUGUUGCUGUAGGACUCAAGAAUUGGCUCAGGAUAACUUUUGCGUGUGAGCCAUCAUAUCUGGAAGAUGGCUUCCAGAGACUAAAUGCUUUCUAUAAAAGGCACGCCAAGAAACAAGAAGCUACUGUCUGA
Messenger RNA from Solanum verrucosum, 1341 nucleotides. Its product is annotated as tyrosine aminotransferase-like. The transcript is spliced from 7 exons. The record is from RefSeq and is a predicted model, not a curated record. NCBI's taxonomy places the organism in Eukaryota, Viridiplantae, Streptophyta, Magnoliopsida, Solanales, Solanaceae. Bases 61 to 1341 code for a protein of 426 amino acids. Gene Ontology annotation, molecular function: pyridoxal phosphate binding; transaminase activity. Gene Ontology annotation, biological process: amino acid metabolic process; biosynthetic process.